GGAGGCUGCUGGUCGGUGGUUUCUGUUGCUCGCAGAACAAGUGAGACGGAGAAGAGCCGCGAUCUCAUGCGUGCGCUGAAGCUCCCUGCCCGUUUCGCACAAGUGGCCACCGAAGCCCCUCCAUCAGCACGGCGCCACUCGAGCGAGUUUCCGGCAUCGCUUCAACGGGAGGGGAUCUCUUUUUCGGCGGCGGUCCGCUCCGCUUUUCGGUUUUCCUCCCUCGCGACCUUCCCCGCCUCGCCGGUGACCCGGGCUCCCUUUCCGAAGACCGCGCCGUGGAUUUUACCGCCGCCGUUCUUCCGGCGCGUCGUUCCUCUCCUGCUCCGGACGGCCACGCGGAACCGGGCGAAGAGAAGAGCUUCGAGGAGGCAAAUGCGAUGUGUUUAAGUAGGGGACCGGGAAGAGUCCCUCUCCUCUCCUGUCCUGUCUUACUGUGGGCGGAGCCCUCUGGACCCUGGGCCUGAUUCUGGACGUCGGUUCGAGCGAACUGGAUGAGGACGAAAGAUGCUCUCGCAUCUCUUUUCUCUUCGGCUCACGGGACUACCUUCAAAAUACACACGGAUGCACCGGCAGCUCCUUCGCUUCUGUUCCCCGCCAGCCGCUCCUUCCCGUGACUGGCAUCCCGUCUCGUUCGCGCCGACAUCCGUCCGUCCGCCUUUGAAAUAAGCGGGUCUGCGGCGGCAGGGUAAGGGCUCGGGCGCGCUCUCAUUUAUAUUUAUGAAGGUGCGGGGAGGAGAGAGAGGCACUUUGUGAGGCUGUCUGGGGCGCGCACGCGUGCUCGUCACACACGCGUGCGCGGCGGCGGCCACAUGGGCGCACAUCUGCGGUCUAGCCUUGACUCGAGCGUUCCGCGAUAAGCCUCCCGCGCCGUGCGAGAUUACAGCAGAUCACUACGCUCCUGCCGAGUUUAAAACUCCCAGGACGCCGCGAAUGAGGACCGUUCUAAUCCGUCGCCGUGCCAGGAGGUGAAGGACCGCGUUCGCCGAUGUCCAGACUAGAGCAUUUCAUGAAGGAUUACGGGAGCGCUCUGAGGUGCAUCUGAUAUUGCGGACGAGGAGAGGCGAAGCGGGACAGAAAGACGCCGAUAACGGAGUAUAAUGGCCUGUACUUUUCAUUUCAGGGAAUCGUUCGCCGAAAGGGCCGGAGGUCGUUUCGAAUAAGGCACUUAACAGAUUAAAAGGCGUUAAUGGGUUUAGACUGGACUUCGCAGCCGUGCGUCUCUCUACGUGACAAAGGAGCGGGGAAGUAGCCGGCGAGUAAAUAAAGAGGAUCAGACACGAGAGACACGCGCACGAAAACAUGUUGCCGGCAAGGAUUAGUGGGAAAGCUGACGCGGACGUCUAAUUCGCAUUGAGCCGAGCACAAUGGAAGAUAAAAGAAUGAGUAAAUAAAUUAGAUUAAGAAUUUAUUCCCUGUCCUAAUAGAUUUCCUUAUUGGCUGCACGCCAGCACUUUGAGGUCUCCUAAUAGGAGGGCGGUGGGGGUCGGGAAGGGGGGGGUCGUCGUCUUGGCCGUAUAUUGAAUCGGUUAUUGAUUUUUACAUUGACGGGAGAAUCGAUAGGUCUGAUAUCACUUUCGGAAGCUUAAAUAUGAAUUAGGUAAAAGGAGAGGGGACAGGUUUGUUCCGCGAAAGGAUACCGUUUUAGAAACGAAAUAAGCGUGGGAAGCGAGGUUCAUUGCGUCCACCUUCAUUUACUACGUUCCCGAAGAAGGCCGAGAGUUGCGCUUUCAUCGGUUAAUAGCGGAAGCGAGCAAGUGGGACUCGGGGGCACCCCGGCGCACGCCUUCGACGCGCAACCACUUGUGCUUUGUCUCGCUCAGUCCGACGGCCUGCAAACCCUUCUCGUGUUUCGAGUACCAGCUUGACGCGCGUCCGCCUGCAUCUGGCUCCACGGCGCCUCCGUCCGAACCCACUGCGCGUGGCUCAGCUCCCGCUUCUCGCCGCCUUCUUCACACGUGGAGCAUUUCGCUUUUUCCAGCACCCCGGGCCGGCGUCUCGAUUUCGAGAAGAAAAACGUAUCCGCUGGUUUUUGAUGGCAGGGAGGCGUAAAGCGGAGCGCGGGAGAGGCUCGGAGUUCCUCCCCUGAGCUGUCGAGGGGAGGGAGAACAGAGGGAGGAACUUUCGAGGAAUUUCCUCGCGUCGCCGUUUGGCGGGAAUCGCGUGAAACCGCUGGGAUUGGGUCGCGCGGAUUCUCCGGGAGGAUUAUGAGAAGGCUGCCGGGAGCAAGAGGCGGAGGAAGUUCCCGUUUCGAUGAGGGAGCAAAUCUACGGAGGACGGCGCCCGUCACCAUCCCCCAUCCCCAAACUCGCUCCCGACCGUGCGGCGCUCUCGCUUCUCCGGGAGAAAAAUCCGGGAGGGAUGCGAAAUAACGAGUGCAUUCGUACAUGUGGGGGCCUCUUUGAGGAACAAUAAAAGUAGUGAGGAGAAGAGUACGGCGAUGACGUUGGCCGGAAAAGAGGAUAAUAGUUGGACCCUUCUGGUUGAGUUGCGCUCUAAAAACGCACGUUGCUAAGGGUACAAUAGAGCGUCGGUCAAGCGGGUCAAGUUGGUUGACACGUGGAGAGCGUGCUUGAGGAAAAGUGCACUGGGAUUUGAGCGAGCGUCGCUUUGCCUCUUUUCCGUGUUUCUUCGCAAGACGACCGCCUUCUCCCUUUUUGCUCUCCUCCGCCUCGUCCCCCUCCGCGUCCGCCUCCCUCGCGUUCUCCAGAGCCUAAGAAUUGACUCGUCCAAGGACCUCUCGCCCGUCCUCCGGAGAGAUGGCGGACGCACGCUUACCGUGAAAGCGCAACCCCGAGCGCGAAACGGCACGGACGCCGAGUGAUGUUCCCAUCGCCGGACUCCUCCGGAUACAUUUUUGGACUCUUUUUUUAAUGCCCGGCUACCGCUUUGUGUGAAAUAACCCCGAGCGCUGCGUUCUCAGUUCAUUUCGCUCCUGGAACGAAAACGUACGAGACGGAACAUGGGACUUUAAAAUGCACCACUUGAUGCUUUCUUCCGGAAGGGUUCGAGACCUUGUCUGCUCGUGGGCCUUGCUGCUGGACGGAGGGGGGACGCGCUUCCUUUCGCGCUAAACGCGCCUUCGGAUUUCCGCGCCGCCCUGGGACCCCGGGACGCUCGCCGGCAGAGGAGAGGGAGCGACACUAACUGGGACACCAUGGGGUGCAACAUGUGUGUGGUGCAGAGGCCCGAGGAGCAGUGCAGAGUCAUGUUCCAGGUCAACGGGAAGGACGUACCCCGCCUGAACCAGGAGCAGACCCUGGAGGGCCUGCGGGCAUCCCGCGGGCCCCUGAUGCUGCGGAAGGGCCCCCGAAGGAAGAACGGGGCGGCGGGGGGGGGCCCGGCCGCGGUCGCGGCAGGGCCUGCGGACUGCGUGGACAGCGGCACCCAGACGGACAUCAGCUUUCAGCACGUUCUCCCCCUCAGCAGGGCGAACCACCCCCGGGCAGGGGCACCCCACUCGUCGCUCCCGCUGCCGCCCAUCCUGGAGCCCUACGAGCUGAACGAGCUCCCGCCUCUGGAACACGAGUACUACGACGCCAACGACUAUUUUGACGUCGCUCAGCAUGAGGUGGACAGGCAAGAUGAGCUGGAAUAUGAGGAGGUGGAGCUCUACAAGUCCCGUCAGCAGGACAAACUGGGCCUGACUGUGUGCUACCGCACCGAUGAUGAGGAGGACCUGGGCAUAUAUGUGGGCGAGGUCAAUCCCAACAGCAUAGCGGCUAAAGACGGGCGCAUCCGAGAAGGAGACCGGAUAUUGCAGAUCAAUGGCGUGGACAUACAGAACAGGGAGGAGGCGGUGGCCAUCCUCACCCGAGAAGACAGCACCAACAUCUCCCUGCUGCUGGCCCGGCCCGAAAUAGAGAAGGACAACCAGUUGGAUCCUGAUGAGCUGGACUUGGAACUGCAGGCUGGAUUGCAAGCACAGGCCCUGGAAAGCUCUGCCCAUCUGCCCAGCCCCUACAGACUGAUGAAUGGUGGUACCUUGGUGUUCGGAGGGCGGGGAGGUGCGGGGACGGAAAGGCGCGGUUGGUCUUCCCAAAGGGAUGCACCGGUUUUGCGGCACACCGUCCUGAACAACAGUCAGGAGCUGGACAGUGGCGUCGGCCGCACGGACGAGAGCACCCGCAACGAAGAGUCCUCGGAGCACGACCUCCUGGGGGACGACCAGACGAGCGCCUCGAACACUCCUGGGAGCAUGCGCAAGUUCCGAGCCAGCCGGGGAGAUACCCCACCCUUGUUGCGCUCCCGGGAGUUCCACUUCAGCACUGACUCGCUGCCAGGCCUGGAGGGCGGAGUGGCUGGGGGCGGGUACUCCCCAGACCCAGUGACCGUAGUAAUGAUGCCCGGUCUGACGGAGGAGGAAUGCGAGCGGUAUCGCGAGCUGCUCGAGAUCAAAUGCUUCUAUGAGAAGAACGGGACUGCAGUGUUGGCCCCCAGGCCAGGGAUGGAGAGGGGCCACGCAGCCGGUAGAACAGCCCUGGAUGUCAACCGCAACGAGGGUGCGAUGCAGCACGAGCUGGCGCUGCUGGAGGAGGAGCUGCGGCACCUUGAGUUUAAGUGCCGCAACAUCCUGCGUGCUCAGAAGAUGCAGCAGUUGAGGGAGCGCUGCAUGCGGGCAUGGCCUCUGGAGGAGGAAGAGGUGGGUGCAGCUGCUCCAGGGAGCUCUGGCAUGCUAGGCAACGAUGACCUCUUGCACCACGAGCUUUCGGACAUCACCGAACUCCCCGAGCGCGAGAAAUCGGACAAGGAGAGCACUAGCGCUUACAACACAGGGGGAGAGAGCUGCCGGAGCACCCCGCUAGCCAGCGAGCACUUCCUACCAGCAACCCCCUCUUCCCGAAUGCCUGGCACUCACAGAGAAAGAGGGGGGAAGGGCCAGGCCACCCUCAACCACUCCUACAUGUCUAGCAGGGAGCAAGUGGAGGGGAAAGGACCUGCAAGCCUUACAACCAAGUUCCGAUCGCUGUCCCAGGAUGGCUGCACCAGGAGACCAUGCGAAGGAAGCACAAGGAGGAGCCCCAAAGCCAGCAGCACAUUGGACCGAGGAGGUGGGCGCAGCGCGGAGACAAGCCCCUACUUCUCCCGGCGCCAACGUGGGGCCAGGUUGCCAGAGUGCUACCACAGCUGUGAACAACUGAAGGCUCCCUCUGUCCCUGAGAACCAAGAACCUAAAAAUUAUGGGGCAGAAAGCCAACCUGGGAGUGCAGCUGGGGGUGGGGAUGAGCACUGUGGGCCACCCAGCACUUGCAAGGACACCCUUAAUUCCUUCAGCACCCCAGUUCCAGAUUUCUCCAGUGCACCAGCCCCUCUGCCGCUGCCCCCUGCUUCGCCACGGAUGGAGUGGAAGGUAAAAGUACGCAGUGACGGUUCACGCUACGUGGCCAAGCGGCCCGUGAGGGACCGUCUCUUGAAGGCACGGGCUAUGAAAAUUCGAGAGGAGCGCAGCGGCAUGACCACAGAUGAUGACGCAGUCAGCGAGAUGAAGAUGGGCCGCUACUGGAGCAAAGAGGAGCGCAAGCAGCAACUGAUGCGUGCACGGGAAUACCGGCGCCGUCGCGAGUUCAUGAUGCAGAGCCGCCUCGACUGCUUGCGUGAAAGGGAACAGCAGUCUGGCGCUGCCCCAGCCGACUGCAGAGGGACUCAACAGGGGAUGCCGCAGGAGGCCACCAUCCUGGAGCUCAGCCAGAGGAAGAGUAUGAGAAAACGGAACAGGAAGAUCCUGGACAACUGGAUUACCAUCCAGGAGCUGCUGGCCCAUGGCACCCGCUCUCCUGAUGGCAAGAAGAUCUAUAACCCCCUACUGUCAGUCACCACUGUGUGAGGAGGAGGAAGAGGAGGAAGUGGCUAUCCAAUGCCUGCUGCUACCAGAGUAUUUUGGAUGUUUGGACGAAGAAAAGAGCACGGUCCUCACCAGCGGGUUACACUGACUGCUUCCCAGCAGACUGGAGAAGGAGGAGGAAAGAAGUGAGAAACAAGUCUGCUGUGUGCGGUAAACAGUUGCUCUUGUCUAGGGCAGAGCGUCUCAGGGGACAGAGAGGGUACAUGUAUGAGUUUCCAAGAAGCAAAAUAUGAAAGUGGUGGCAAAAAGCUCAUAGAGAAGAGCGUGAAGAGACGUAAAAGUAAGGUUUCUAAUAGCAGAAAUUCUAAAAUUCCAGCCUCCAGAUAGACCUGCAGUCACCAGCCCCAACCUGCCAAAAGUUUCUUGAAUUGCAUUUUCAGGCUCGCUCUUGUACUGGGCUGGCAUGUAGCAGGUAGUUCUAUGACGUGAGAUUGAUGGUCUGCAGCCCCAGCUCGACAUUCUGGGAAAUACAGAUGAGGUUGAUGCACCGCUGCAGUCACACCACCCUAGUGCUGUGAUUCACAAGAGGUAUCUUCUGAAAGGACCAUUUCAAUAGAGGUGAAGAGAAGAAAACAGCAGAACUCACUUCAUGUAUAAACAAUUCUGUGAAGGAAAGCAACAUGGAUAAAUUAGGGAUGUGUAUGUCAGCAGUCUAUCAGAGGACUGAGCCUGUCAGUCAGAGCAAAGAUGGUAACUUGUAGAAAACUGAAAUGCAAAAAAAGAAGCACAACUGGCAUCUGACAGAAAACGGCAUUUCCUAAAGACAGUCAAAUGGGUUUACAAGCACAUGGUCACAUUGGACAAAACAUGCAUCAUAAAAAAUACAUUGACUUGAUACUGAGGUAGACAGGCUCAAUGUACCAUGUUAGUUGCAGGCGAAAAAGGUGAUAAAAUUACUAUUUAUACAUGAAACAUAGACCGAGAGCUGUUAAAACGUUCCCCCCCACUCCCCCACUGUUACUCAAACGUAAGCACAGGGAACCGGCAUCAUUUAGGACAGUAGUACAAAAAAAAAAAGUACAAAAAAAAGCACAAACAAAAGCGGUAAUUUAAUGCUGAUUUCAAAACUUACUCAAGACAUAACUGAUGUAAUGACUUUAUAAGUGACUUAAAUUUCUUGUAUUUCUUAUAAUGUAUCUUGCUUAAGACAAAAUCUUACAAAUUGGUUAGACCAGUAUUAAAGUGGGUUGUUUUUGUUAUUGUAAAUGAUCUGCAUGGCGAAUACCUUUGUAAAACUGAAACUUUCAAAAACAUAUUCAAAAAGAAAAAUUUGCCAGCUGCUGUGAUUUGCGUGGCUGCUUUGUGUUAGAAUGUAGCUUUUCUUCCUUGAGUAUUUCACACUGCCUAUUUUUUUAAUGGGAACUUUCCAUUAUUCUGUAAAGUGCAUUUGUAUGUUCGGUGUAUUGUAGAAGAGACUUGUGUUCUGA
Scleropages formosus (Asian bonytongue) is the source of this 7266-nucleotide messenger RNA. Its product is annotated as PDZ domain-containing protein 4-like. The record is from RefSeq and is a predicted model, not a curated record. Lineage: Eukaryota; Metazoa; Chordata; Actinopteri; Osteoglossiformes; Osteoglossidae. The transcript is spliced from 7 exons. Gene Ontology annotation, molecular function: protein binding. Bases 3155 to 5821 code for a protein of 888 amino acids.